AUGCUCUACACCACCCUCCUCCUCUCCAUCCUCCCAUUCAGCACCUUCACCCUAGCAGCCGUCAACGGCCGCUGCACCGGCACAUCUCUCCACCAAGUCGAAGGCAUCUGCAUCUCAACUGCCAACUGUGCCGCCGCGGGUGGUGUCUCCAUCGUGGGAGCAUGUCCCAACGAUCCCGCCAAUAUCAGGUGCUGCCAUGUGGAGCCUUGUGAGGAUUCUUCAAGCUAUUGUACUUGGACUAGCAGAGGGUGUGCGGGUGGGACCUUCUUGACUGGGUUCUGUCCUGGUGGAACGAACUACAGGUGUUGUGACUAUUGA
This is a messenger RNA of Fulvia fulva, 318 nucleotides long. RefSeq lists its product as uncharacterized. The transcript has 2 exons. The record is from RefSeq and is a predicted model, not a curated record. Lineage: Eukaryota; Fungi; Ascomycota; Dothideomycetes; Mycosphaerellales; Mycosphaerellaceae. Bases 1 to 318 code for a protein of 105 amino acids.